CAAGCCAUCUUCACAUUCACACCUCUCUUGUAGAACACAAACAGGAGACACCGGUCUUACCACUACAAUGGCGACAACUACCAUGUCUCUCUCCUCCUCUACCUUUGCUGGAAAGUUAGUGAAGAAUCUGCCAUCGUCCGCACUUUUCGGUGAGGCCCGCAUUACAAUGCGCAAGACUGCAGCAAAGGCUAAGCAGGUCUCCUCUGGUAGCCCAUGGUAUGGCGCCGACCGUGUGCUCUACCUCGGCCCGCUCUCCGGUGAGCCCCCGAGCUACCUAACUGGAGAGUUCCCCGGUGACUAUGGCUGGGACACCGCCGGACUGUCCGCUGACCCCGAGACUUUCGCAAAGAACCGGGAGCUGGAGGUGAUCCACAGUCGCUGGGCUAUGCUUGGGGCACUAGGUUGUGUCUUCCCUGAGCUUCUUGCCCGCAAUGGCAUCAAGUUCGGCGAGGCUGUCUGGUUCAAGGCAGGCUCCCAGAUUUUCAGUGAGGGUGGCCUCGACUACCUGGGUAACCCUAGCCUCGUCCAUGCACAAAGCAUCCUCGCUAUAUGGGCAUGCCAGGUCGUGCUCAUGGGUGCUGUUGAGGGGUACCGUGUUGCCGGUGGCCCACUUGGUGAGAUCAUUGACCCGCUCUACCCAGGUGGCAGCUUCGAUCCUCUCGGUCUGGCUGAUGACCCUGAGGCAUUUGCCGAACUAAAGGUGAAGGAACUAAAAAACGGUCGCCUCGCCAUGUUCUCGAUGUUUGGUUUCUUUGUUCAAGCCAUCAUCACCGGCAAAGGCCCACUAGAAAACCUUGCUGACCACAUCGCUGACCCCGUCAACAACAACGCAUGGGCAUUCGCCACCAACUUCGUCCCAGGCAAGUAACUGAGGUGUCCUGGAGACUAUCCUCACAGUGAACUGUGAUGUUGUGUAGUCUUGUUUGUACAACCACAAUGUAAAUUAAGAGAAUUUUAUGUAAAGUGUGAGAUUUUCCCA
Molecule: messenger RNA, 979 nt
Organism: Lolium rigidum
Lineage: Eukaryota; Viridiplantae; Streptophyta; Magnoliopsida; Poales; Poaceae
Product: chlorophyll a-b binding protein of LHCII type 1-like
Exons: 1
Coding region: 68-868 (266 amino acids)
Biological process (GO): response to light stimulus; photosynthesis, light harvesting in photosystem I
Cellular component (GO): chloroplast envelope; chloroplast thylakoid membrane; plastoglobule
Source: RefSeq, a predicted model, not a curated record